UAGAAAAUAAAGUUCAUGAGCCAUGGAAAUUCGUGAAACAGAAACAUUGUUCUGAAAAUUAAAAGACCUAUUCACGGAUUCCACUGAACUACUCACGGAUUGAGUUCUUGGAGUUCGCGAUGAUCAACACAACGUUCCAAACUCUCUAAUUGAUCUCUUUGGAAUUCUCUGUAGCAACUUGGUGUUGUUCUAUCUACAUUCUGUCCCUCACUUUCUCUUCAAUUUUCUGGAAAACCAAUCACGGGUUGCUCAUAGAAUUCAGCUAUAAAAUCUCUAGGAUCAAAACCCUAAAAAACCCAAGAAGAAAGUGUAGCAGUGAACCUUUAGAAGCCUUAAUUCAUGGGUGGUUCAAAGGUCUCAGCAAUGUUCUUCAUAUAUUUGAUUUUCAUGUUAAUGGCUUUGCCACCUAUAUAUGCUUGUGGGUAUUGUCCAACACCGCAUCCGCCUUAUCAUCGCCCUAGUCCACGGCCCCACCCACCAACCACCAAGCCUCCACCGCAUCACCGUGGUCCCCCCAAGGUGUCACCUCCUUCAAUCAACCCACCUGGCAUCGUGCCGCCAAUUAUUCCUCCACCGGUUAUAACUCCUCCGAUUAUAAACCCACCCGGUGUAAUCCCCCCUAUUAUAAACCCUCCGGUAACCAAUCCUCCGGUGACAAUCCCACCACCUUCUUCACCAUAUCCACCCUACACCGGACCUCCUUCUGGCGGUGGCGGUGGCGGUGGCGGUGGUGGUGGUGGAGGUGGUGGGGCUCCGGGUGUUAACCCACCGCCUAAAGCUCCACCGACUUGUCCGAUUAAUGCUCUAAAAUUAGGGUUAUGUGUUGAUGCACUUGGAGGUUUGGUGCAUAUUGGACUAGGCAAUCCAAUUGAGAAUGUGUGUUGUCCAGUGCUUCAAGGGUUGCUAGAGCUUGAAGCAGCUAUUUGUCUAUGCACUACAAUAAGGCUUAGGCUUCUAAACCUAAAUAUAUUCAUUCCUCUUGCACUUCAAGCUCUCAUAACUUGUGGGAUGACUCCUCCACCUGGUUUUGUAUGUCCUCCUCUCUAAAUCUACUUGUAAUUUCGGUGAACUGAGUUUGAAUGGUUUGGUUUCUGUGUGCUUGUAGUUCUUGUGUUUGAUCAGUUUGGUUUGGUUUUUGAGUCGUUUGUUGCGUUUAAAAUUUGGGUUUUAGGUGUGUAGAUUAAUGAGGGGAUGUUGUUGAAAUUAAUGUGCUAUUAAUUUGUUGACUCUCCUAAAUUCUCUCUUACUCAAUCAUGAUUUUAAAUAAGA
Messenger RNA from Camellia sinensis, 1269 nucleotides. RefSeq names its product Bifunctional inhibitor/lipid-transfer protein/seed storage 2S albumin superfamily protein. The record is from RefSeq and is a predicted model, not a curated record. Lineage: Eukaryota; Viridiplantae; Streptophyta; Magnoliopsida; Ericales; Theaceae.